AUGUUCUACUUAAUUGCUCUGCAUCAACAACCAUGUGAUGCAAAUGGCGAUGGCAACAACACCUGCAUUAUCGACUACCUUGGCCAACCUGAAGCGGUCAAAUCAUUAAACAACUGCUCCAUCUGCCCGCGUGUAACAUGCUGGAACGUUCUCUUCAGCAGUCCAACUGAGAACAACUCAUAUUACAAGGACGUUAAAUCGUUCAUGAAAGAACACGAAAGCUUGCUUCUCAAGCCGACUUCUGAAGAGCAUUUGUUGGAUGCGCUGAAAGAAAAUGGUUGUGGGAACUUCAUGGCCUGGAGACAGUACGAUACCUCACCACCUACUCGCCUUGAACUGGAAGAGGACAUCAUUCAUAGUGCUGCUGAUGAGGAUUACAAUGAAGAUGACGAUGAUGAUGAUGAUUACAUUUACAUUAAAGAUGGAAAGGGAGCUGGAACGGAUGAUGAGAAGGAUGAUAUCAAUAAAGUCAAUAAUAGUUAUACAAAUCAGCACACCAAUGAAUAUUAUAACGUAAGUGAAGUGAUCCGUCUCAAGAAACCGUACAGCAUUGCGUACAACAUUCUGACCCAUGAGAACUUCCAACAGUUGGAGAGCCUGUUGAGCAGUCUCUACAGACCACACAAUCAGUACUGCAUUCAUGUCGAUGCUAAGUCUAAAGAUAUGAUAGCGAAAGUUCAGCAACUGAUCAAGUGUUUCGAUAACGUCUUCCUGGCUUCCAAAAUGGAAACAGUUGUUUACGCGGGAAUAUCUCGCCUGCGCGCAGAUUUAAACUGCAUGAAAGAUCACGUGACUAGAAAAAAAAGAUGGCGGUACUUACUAAACAUGGCUGCCAGUGGAUACCCGCUGAAAACAAAUGAAGAAAUUGUCAAGUAUUUGAAAAAUCAAAACGGGUCAAAUCUCUUUGUUACGAUAAAAACAGAAGGAAAUGAAUACCUCCGACGGAGGUUUUUGUACAAAUACUACGAGAUAAAUGGUGAGUUGAAAAAUAGUAAAAAACCUCACUCUCCCCCUCCUCACAAUCUCACCAUCGUCAAAGGUAGCGCUUACGGAGCGUUCACUCGUGCUUUCGUACACUUCCUACUGACUGACCAGCGUGCCAUCGAUUACUUGAACUGGUGCAACUUGACUUACUCUCCAGACGAGCACUAUUGGCAGACCCUUCACCACACAUUCAGCAAUCCAGGAAUCAGCGCGCCUGGCGGAUCGACAAAGAAACAUGAACUGGCAAGAUCGGAUACAACUGAAGUCAGCUGGUACCCAAAAAAGUGUUUUGGUCAUUAUGUAAGAGGUGUGUGUGUCUACGGCGUACAAGACCUGCCUUUCCUCCUGACAUCACAGAGACUGCUGCUCAACAAGUUUCGCAACACAUUUGAACCUCUGGCCAUAUUAUGCAUGGAGAAGUAUUUGAAAUCUUCCAGGAUCUGCCCACUUCGGUGCCAACAAUAA
Molecule: messenger RNA, 1449 nt
Organism: Helobdella robusta
Lineage: Eukaryota; Metazoa; Annelida; Clitellata; Rhynchobdellida; Glossiphoniidae
Exons: 5
Coding region: 1-1449 (482 amino acids)
Cellular component (GO): membrane
Molecular function (GO): acetylglucosaminyltransferase activity
Source: RefSeq, a predicted model, not a curated record